AUGAGCUUCUUCAACAUGUUCACAUUCAUCAUCAAACUGGCCGGCCAAACUAGAGAAGGCGAGCCAGAAGUCGUGAGUUUUGAGCGAAGGCGCCGCAGGGCGCGCUGCGCACGCACCACCCUGCGCUCCGCCCGUUUGACCCCGCCGCCGCGCCGUAGGUCAGGCUGCACGCCGCCGGCUGCCAUGGCGAAUGUGUCCGAGCGGACGCUGCAGCUGUCUGUGCUGGUGGCCUUCGCGUCUGGAGUGCUCGUGGGCUGGCAGGCGAACCGGCUGCGGAGGCGCUACCUGGACUGGAGGAAGCGGAGGCUGCAGGACAAGCUGGCGGUGACUCAGAAGAAGCUGGACUUGGCCUGA
Messenger RNA from Puma concolor (puma), 354 nucleotides. NCBI's taxonomy places the organism in Eukaryota, Metazoa, Chordata, Mammalia, Carnivora, Felidae. The record is from RefSeq and is a predicted model, not a curated record.